GUGGUGACAAAACCGAUGCCUUGUUUUGAAUGAUUUGCAAGUUUUGAGUGAUUUUUGUGAAACUAAUCCAACAUUUGGUUCAUCUGAUUAUCACUUGAAUUAUAAACGAUGGCUUUGUUUGAUGCGGAGGACCGGUUCCAUAAGACACGACACGAGUCGUUGGCACCCAAUCCCACACUCGGCUCACACUUGGACGCAAUGGUUCCCAAUUGGAUGCGCGAAGAAGUCUCCACAGGAACAUCUAUAAUGGCGGUUGAGUUCAACGGCGGUGUAGUGAUAGGCGCCGACUCGCGCACAACCACCGGCGCAUACAUCGCUAAUCGAGUGACCGAUAAGUUGACGCGAAUUACGGAUAAUAUCUAUUGCUGUCGAUCGGGAUCUGCUGCCGACACUCAGGCCAUCGCCGAUAUAGUGGCCUAUCAUUUGAACUUUUAUGAAAUGGAGACGGGAGAGCCGGCCGGCGUGAGGGUCGGCGCCAACAUAUUCCGCGAGAUGUGCUACAACUAUAGGGACUCAUUAUCCGCCGGCAUUAUCUGCGCCGGUUGGGACAGGCGUGCGGGCGGACAGGUCUUCACAAUACCAUUGGGAGGAAUGCUUGUGCGACAGCCCGUGGCUAUUGGCGGGUCCGGCAGUAGUUAUGUUUACGGUUACGUCGACUCGAACUACAAGCCCGGUAUGAAUGAGGAGCAGACCAUUCAGUUCGUGACCAACACCCUAUCGUUGGCUAUCAGUCGCGACGGUUCCAGUGGUGGUGUCAUACGAAUCGGUAUUAUCACAAAGGAUGGCAUCAAACGCAAAGUGAUUACCGGCGAUGAUAUCCCCAAGUUUUUUGAAGGAUGAAAGGCCUGUCACCACUAAAUUCAGCAGUUUUUUAAUUUUUAUUUAAUUAAAAUUGGAUUCAGCUUUCGAUUUAUUAAUAUUCAAUAAAAUAAAAUUUUCAUAAAAACAGUGAAUAGCAA
Molecule: messenger RNA, 959 nt
Organism: Oppiella nova
Lineage: Eukaryota; Metazoa; Arthropoda; Arachnida; Sarcoptiformes; Oppiidae
Source: the annotation of a GenBank genome assembly